This is a messenger RNA of Apis florea (little honeybee), 2050 nucleotides long. Its product is annotated as trace amine-associated receptor 9. NCBI's taxonomy places the organism in Eukaryota, Metazoa, Arthropoda, Insecta, Hymenoptera, Apidae. The record is from RefSeq and is a predicted model, not a curated record. Gene Ontology annotation, biological process: neuropeptide signaling pathway. Gene Ontology annotation, cellular component: plasma membrane. Gene Ontology annotation, molecular function: corazonin receptor activity.
AAAGCUUAGAUUUUUAUUUUGUAUUUUUUGAACGAUUUAAUUUUGUAUACGUAUUUAAAUUAUAACAUGCUAGAUGGCGUGAGAAACACCAUGUGAUCUUUUUGAGGUUGGUAUUUCAGAACAUAUAACAUAAAGAUCCCAUAAGAUGUCACGCCUAUUUUGUUUCUCGUCCGUGGUGGUGUAGGGUGUUGGAUAUUUGGUAAAGUGGAUCACUUGGUUCCGAUCAGUAAAGAGCGAAGAUGACGGGUAUGUGUAGAGGAGAAUCGCGUGGGAGGAUGAGUUUUGGCAUGUCGGUGCAAUGGGUGUUCUCUGGCGAGCCCAAGUGUUAGGCUGUCGUGAGUCGGGAGCAGUGAAGCGGGUAGUCAGUGCGUCGUCAGACCUCGCGUCGUCGUGAUGUUAUUUUAUUUUUUGUCUUUCUGAUUUUCUUCUUCCAGUUCAUUCAAAGAUUUUCUUCGUCGGGGGAAUAUAUCAAAUAUCGUGUUGUGACUUUACAUAUAUUAUUUAUAACAGAGAAUGAUUGCCAGUAUUAUUCUUUAAAUUAGUUAGAAAUUCAAUAAUUUAACAUGCUCAUCGGUAUAUUUAAUUUAUCGUUUAGAUCGACUUUUGUGAUCGUUUCACGCGUAUGUUAUUGUACACAAAACGUAAACAAAAUUAAAAAAAUAAAAUAUCGGGAAUAAAGAAAGUAUUUCAAUAAAUUUUCCUCAUUUCCCCUUAUUAUAUUGAUUUAUUUAUUUGCGCUGAUUUUUCACAAUUCUUCUCAAAAAUUUUCAAAUCCAAGUGUGAUUAUCUUUUCUCUAGUGUGAUUUAAAUAUUUAUCAAUGGUUUCUAUCAAAUUUUUUUCAUAUAUGAAGAUAUCUUAAUCGAUCGUGCCUUGGCAUCAUGUGCCAUUUGAAAAUACAAUUUUAUAACGAUAAAAAUGAGAGAUAAAAAGAAAACCGAAAUCGAACGAUUUGUGAAUCGUGAAAUUGGAAAAGUGAAUGUCGGAUAGUGUCGAAUUUAGUACUCGGUUGAAGUGAAUAACUUGUUUCAAUUGAUGCGCAACAAUGACGGGUGUUGAGAUAGUUAUUCCAAGUGGUGGUAAAACGAGGCUAGCCGGGCCAGAAGUACGGGAGAGAUGAAAAAUUGUCGGGUCACGCAUUUGCCAGCCCAGCCUCAUACGAGACGCGAAUGUCUCGUCUGGGCUAGGAGAUUAUACGCGAAUUUUCAACCGUUUAAAAACGUUAACCAAAGAGAAAAUGGAACACAAGCAAACAAUCUUGCUUGCACCAGCGCUGAGCAACAGCAGCUGUUGGCGGAGAGACACGUCCGAAGCCACUUGGACUGGACCAGGCCCUGGAGAAUUGUUACGCGCUACUCUAAUUCUUGUGCUCAGUCUCGGUAUUCUUUGUGCCAAUUUGUUGGUAAUAUGCGUCAUAAAUAGCAGACGAUACAGCAAAUAUAUUCACGCACAGCCAAAGUACUUACUGACAAGUUUAGCGAGCAACGAUCUCGCUAUUGGUCUUCUGGUUACACCAUUCGGCUUUCUACCAGCUGUUUAUGGAUGUUGGCCUUACGGCGAAAUUGUGUGUCAAAUACAGGCGCUUCUUAGAGGAGCUUUGACCCAACAAAGUGCCGUUAUCCUUGUUUGUAUGGCAAUUGAUCGUUACGUUUGUAUGCUGCAUCCACAUCAUUAUCACAAACACGCAUCUAAAAAGUAUUACAUGCGGCAGGGUUGCGUGGCAGUGAUGUCGACUACUUGGAUAGCGAGCGUGGCAAUUUUCGGUGCUCUCGUGCUUCCAAGAGGUGGUUAUUACUUCAACGAUUCCGGUCUUCUCGCCUGUGAUCCUUUUUUCGCCAGAGCUUCCCUCAGAAUUCUCGCGUGUUGUUGUUUUUAUUUUCCUACAACGAUGGUGCUGAUGUAUUGCUACGGUUCAGCCUUUCACGUUAACAAACUGCGCUUAAAAAGGGUGGUUUGCGUUAACACACCGGAGGUCGUUAGCGGAGGCCAUAUGGAGAGGGUAAGUCAAGUUUGCUACCACUUCAACUGGCAAUCGAUAGACUCGAUUUAACA